GGCGGGGCUGGGCUAUCAGGAUCCGUCCGGAGGAAGCGGGGCGGCCAUCUUGGAUGGUGUAGGAGCAGCACGGAGGGGGCAGAGCGGUCCUGUGUGGAGGGGUGGAAAUUAUCGCAGAAACCGCCCCCAAAUGCCCGGGGGAGUCCGGGGAGCGAGCCGGGCCCUGUGUGCAGUGUCGGCGGCGCAGCCUUCCAGCCGCCCCGUGUGAGGCCGCGGUAACCCAUGAGCCUCGCCCCAGUGACAUCUCCUGUGACUCGGGGCCUGUGUGACUGGCUGCUCGGUGCCCGGGCCCUCCUCCUCCCCCUGUACGCGGACGAUGGAGCCCGGUGUCUGACCCUCCGCAGCCGCCUGUACAUGAUGAGCCCCCGGGAGGCCGGAGGGCGUCAGUGAAGGACGGCACAUUGGAGGAUCUGACCGUAACCACUAGCGCCCGCUCCCAGGCUCAGCGCCCCGACUUCUCCCUGCGCUGCAGGGCGCCCAGACAGGGGCCACAAUGUCCACCCGGACUCCCCUGCCCACGGUGAACGAGCGGGACACCGAGAACCAUACUUCUCUCGGAGACGGGCGGCAAGAUGUCCCUGCUCGUUCCGGACGUUCUGGAGCUCGAAACAGGAAUUCAAUAGCUUCUUGCGCUGAUGAACAGCCGCAUAUUGGAAACUAUCGACUUCUCAAAACUAUCGGCAAAGGCAAUUUUGCCAAAGUGAAACUGGCCCGGCAUAUUCUCACCGGCAGAGAGGUGGCAAUAAAAAUAAUUGAUAAAACCCAGCUAAAUCCAACUAGUCUGCAAAAGCUUUUCAGGGAAGUACGAAUAAUGAAGAUUUUAAAUCAUCCUAAUAUAGUUAAAUUAUUUGAAGUCAUUGAAACAGAAAAAACUCUCUACUUAAUAAUGGAAUAUGCGAGUGGAGGGGAAGUGUUUGACUAUUUAGUUGCACAUGGAAGAAUGAAGGAAAAGGAAGCAAGAGCCAAAUUCCGGCAGAUUGUAUCUGCAGUGCAAUAUUGCCAUCAGAAACACAUUGUGCAUAGAGACCUUAAGGCAGAGAACCUUCUACUGGAUGCAGACAUGAACAUUAAGAUCGCAGACUUCGGGUUUAGCAACGAAUUUACUGUGGGCAACAAACUGGACACGUUUUGCGGCAGCCCACCCUACGCUGCUCCGGAGCUCUUCCAGGGGAAGAAGUACGACGGGCCCGAGGUGGACGUUUGGAGCUUAGGGGUUAUUCUCUACACUCUUGUCAGUGGUUCCUUACCCUUCGAUGGUCAAAAUUUAAAGGAAUUAAGGGAACGAGUGCUGAGAGGGAAAUACAGAAUUCCCUUCUACAUGUCUACAGACUGUGAAAAUCUUCUCAAGCGUUUCCUGGUGCUAAACCCAACCAAGAGAGGCACUCUAGAGCAAAUAAUGAAGGACAGAUGGAUCAAUGCGGGACACGAAGAGGAUGAGCUGAAACCAUUUGUGGAGCCAGAGCUUGAUAUUGCGGACCAGAAACGAAUAGAUAUAAUGGUUGGAAUGGGAUAUUCGAGGGAAGAGAUACAAGAAUCCCUUAGCAAAAUGAAAUACGAUGAGAUCACCGCUACAUACCUGUUACUUGGAAGAAAAUCAACAGAGUUGGAUGCCAGCGAUUCCAGCUCUAGCAGCAAUUUGUCACUUGCUAAAGUCAGACCGAGCAGCGACCUCAACAAUAGCACUGGACAGUCCCCGCACCACAAGGUGCAACGCAGCAUCUCUUCCAGCCAAAAACAGAGGCGGUACAGUGACCACGCUGGCCCUGCCAUACCUGCAGUUACAGCUUACCCAAAACGAAGCCAGACAAGCACCACGGAUAAUGAUCUUAAAGAAGAGGGGGUGCAGUCGCGGAAAUCUAGUAGCAGUGCGGUUAGCGGGAGAGGAGUAGCGCCUCCUAGCCCCAUGCUUGGAAAUGCAAACAACCCAAAUAAGGCGGAUAUACCCGACCGGAAGAAGAGUUCUGUUGUUCCCAGUAAUAAUUCUACGUCCAGCGGGAUGACCCGUCGAAAUACUUACGUCUGCAGUGAGCGCGCCUCCACUGACCGGCACUCAGUCAUUCAAAAUGGCAAAGAGAACAGCCUGACAGGAAUAUUCACUUACGCAACUAGUCCCGCCUCAGUAUGCGCCAUAUCUUCCAUCUUUGCUCGACUGCGGCAUCCGAAAUCUAUGUCCAGGUCAGCCUCCCGGCACUCCGAGAUGUUACCGCCAAUUACCACUGAAGCCGUUAACUUCGGGCCUGUCACAAUCCCUGAUCAGAGGACGUCGGUGGCCUCAACGCACAGCAUAACAAGCACCACUACGCCAGACCGCAUGCGCUUCCCCAGAGGAACCCCCAGCCGAAGCACUUUCCAUGGCCAACUCCGUGAGCGACGAACUGCUACCUACAACGGCCCGCCCGCCUCGCCCAGCUUAUCUCAUGAAGCCACACCUCUGUCACAGACUCGAAGUAGAGGCUCCACAAAUCUUUUUAGUAAAUUAACUUCAAAAUUAACUAGAAGAAACAUGUCAUUCAGAUUUAUAAAAAGGCUCCCAACUGAAUCUGAGAGAAACGGGAGAUAUGAGGGCUCAAGUCGUAAUGUGUCAGGGGACCAGAAAGAUGAAAACAAGGAAUCAAAACCACGGUCGCUGAGAUUUACUUGGAGCAUGAAAACGACGAGUUCCAUGGAUCCCAAUGACAUGAUGCGCGAGAUCCGCAAGGUCCUAGACGCCAACAAUUGUGACUAUGAGCAGAGAGAGCGAUUCUUACUCUUCUGCGUCCACGGCGAUGGGCACGCAGAAAACCUUGUCCAGUGGGAGAUGGAAGUGUGCAAACUGCCAAGACUCUCUUUGAAUGGCGUCCGCUUUAAGCGGAUAUCUGGGACAUCAAUAGCUUUCAAAAACAUUGCUUCCAAAAUUGCCAAUGAGUUAAAACUGUAAUAUAGGGGGAGGAAAGGCGAACGGUCAAGUUGUAAAUGACGUAGCAAUUCUAAGUGUUUGCCCAAGAACACUGGUUUAAUGUAUAGAAUUAUUUAGGCAAUAAUUCCUGCAUCUCCUGAAUUAUAUAACAGACGGAACAUGCUGCUGGAAUAGGAGGGAGAGUUUUGUUUUUUUUUGUUUAUAUAUAUAUAUAUAUAUAUAUAUAUAUAUAUAUAUAUAUAUAUAUAGUGCACUACAGCAUUAAAUUUGCCUACCAUGUAAAUUAUUUACUUUUGGCUUUUUCUGUGCUCUGUUCAUGGCAAUGAUAUUCACCUACUAUUUCCUUAAUGAUAUCCAUCCCGUAUGUGUGCGCAAGUAUGGAUGUUCUCAGUUUGCGCUGGGCACACAGAAUUGUGUAAAAAAAAAAAAAAAAAAAAAAAAAAAAAAGUCUGUUAUUUAACAGACCCUACUGUACCACCGAAAAUACCCUUGUUUUCUGUAUAAUGUUUUUCUGAAGGAAAUUUCUUUUGUUACAAUUUUUUUUUUUUUUUAUAAUGCACAAAUGUUGAUUCCACGUGUUCUGUUAUGACAGUAUUUUCAUUGUCCUGUUUAGAGGGUAAGAAAAGGGCGAGAGAAUUGUAACACAAUGAAAGCCACAUGGCCAGCGAUUAAACAGUUUCCCAGCUGAAGAAGCGCAAAA
Pseudophryne corroboree (corroboree frog) is the source of this 3596-nucleotide messenger RNA. RefSeq names its product microtubule affinity regulating kinase 3 (gene MARK3). Gene Ontology annotation, molecular function: ATP binding; tau-protein kinase activity; protein serine/threonine kinase activity. Gene Ontology annotation, biological process: intracellular signal transduction; protein phosphorylation; microtubule cytoskeleton organization. Gene Ontology annotation, cellular component: cytoplasm; plasma membrane. NCBI's taxonomy places the organism in Eukaryota, Metazoa, Chordata, Amphibia, Anura, Myobatrachidae. The record is from RefSeq and is a predicted model, not a curated record. The transcript has 19 exons. The coding region runs from base 494 to 2917 and encodes 807 amino acids.